GGAGACCGCAGGAGAAUGGUACUUCCCGGAAGUGACCUCACGGCCUCCAGAGCGGCUUCCGAUCUUGCCGGAAGUGGCGGACGGAGGCCGGUGGAUCCCGCGGUUGUGGAGGGCGAGGUGACCCCGGUGCGGGAGCCGGGGCCGGUGGCGCGGUCUUGGUGGCCCCGGGGAGGCGCCGCCGCCGCCACCGCCACCAUGGGCCGCGAGUUCGGGAAUCUGAUACGGAUGCGGCAUGUGAUCACCUACAGCUUGUCGCCCUUCGAGCAGCGCGCUUUCCCGCACUACUUCAGCAAGGGCAUCCCCAACGUGCUGCGCCGCACGCGGGCCUGCAUCCUGCGCGUUGCGCCGCCAUUUGUAGCGUUUUAUCUUGUCUAUACGUGGGGGACCCAGGAGUUUGAGAAAUCCAAGAGGAAGAAUCCAGCUGCCUAUGAAAAUGACAAAUGAGCAACUCGUCUGGAUAAUGGUUCCCUUUCUUUGAAAGACCUUUUUCUGGGACAGGAGCCUAUAUUGUCGCAUCUGGAAGGCACAAUAAACUUCUACGGGCUGCA
This is a messenger RNA of Equus quagga, 548 nucleotides long. RefSeq names its product cytochrome b-c1 complex subunit 8. Bases 16 to 444 code for a protein of 142 amino acids. Lineage: Eukaryota; Metazoa; Chordata; Mammalia; Perissodactyla; Equidae. Gene Ontology annotation, biological process: mitochondrial electron transport, ubiquinol to cytochrome c. The transcript has 3 exons. The record is from RefSeq and is a predicted model, not a curated record.